AUGAGUACGAAGAACAAGGCUGACAAAACUUUGCUAUUGUAUGUGUGGAAUACAUCAAAUGAAAAAGGAUCGACCAGUCUUGCGGAGAAACUGAAGGAAAAUGCCCAUAAAAUAGGGAUUCUAACAAAAAUUUGCGAAAAGAGGAAGCAUCCUUUGCAGUCGGUUUCGGUUAAGUUAUUAACCGAUGUGGAAGAAGUAGGUGCAGACAAGACGCGAGGAAUACUUCCACGUCCUUCUCCUGCAUCAUCUGAGAUAGCACUUCGGCAGCAAGAGUUAAUUGCGGAAGGAGUUGAUCCCCAUCGAAGACAAAAUAUCCCUAGUCUACCCUGA
Loa loa (African eye worm) is the source of this 330-nucleotide messenger RNA. RefSeq lists its product as hypothetical. The record is from RefSeq and is a predicted model, not a curated record. The transcript is spliced from 3 exons. Lineage: Eukaryota; Metazoa; Nematoda; Chromadorea; Rhabditida; Onchocercidae. Bases 1 to 330 code for a protein of 109 amino acids.